GGCUGGCUUUGGAAUGGCAAGCGUUUUAUUUUGCUCCUCCCUUUUCAGGCUCCAUGUGAAUAAGCUAAACCAGAAAUACAGGUAGAGAAAGAGGUGGAGGAUGUAGAAAGGCAAACACACUGAGAAGACAGAAGAAAAAAACAACUCGAACCCAAAAGCUGAGGAAAGUGACUCUUUGAGGGAUCCUGGAGUGGCUGAUAUUCUUUCCAGUGUGAAAAUGGAAGAAACUGAGGUGGACAUUGAUACUCUAAUUGACGAGAUGGAUUAUAUUCCUGGCCACUUUCACUUAGAUAUGAACUUGAAUUUUGAGUCCUCUUCACCUCUGAAUUUCCAAGGGAGAGACUUGAAGCUGAAACGAGAGAGCCUAACCUAUGAGUUAGAGUUUGAAACCGGCUCACAGCAAUAUGCCAUCAGAAACCUCCUUGGGGUCUUUUCUUUCUACUUGGAAGAAGUGGAGCAAGCGAAGGAGAUUUUCCUCUACAUCUCUCAGGAGGACCCUGAGAAUCUGAAUACUUGGGCCAACCUGGCCUAUGUGUAUGACAGGCUGGACAAUGAGCAAGAAGAAGCUAUAUGCACCAAAAGACUUUCUGACUUAAUGGGCUUGGAUUCAGAAGACAAGCCACAAGGAGAUCCCCAACUCAGAGCAGCCCGUUGCUUGGCCGAGCAGGGCUACGCUUAUGCCUUUGACGUUGGGCUGGUGAAUGAAGUUGAAAAGAUGGAGAAACUAACUGCAGGCCUCGCUCUCUAUGGCAAAGCUCUUGCUUAUGGGAAGCAGAUCCCUUUGGAAGAGAAACGAAACUGGUAUUUCACCAUGGCCACACUGCACAUCAGAUUGGAUGGGAUGUGGAUGAACAAGGGCAAUGAUGAGGAAAAAAGGCUGCCAGCCUUCAACAGAACCUUGGUUUUGCUUCAGCAAGUCCUGAAGUCCUCUAAUCUACAUUAUACAGCCCUGGCCUGGUGCUAUCUCGGGAUAUUGUUAGAAAGGAAAGAAUCAUUCUCAACAACUCCCAUGGGAAUUCAUGACUGCGGUUACUCUGGGACGGAUCCCCUUGACUGCUUUGGGAAAGCAAUAGCAAUAGCUAAAGAUAAUCCACUUGUUCUAAACCGCCUGGCAAAAAUCUUCCACUUCCUUGGUAAGCAAGAGAUGGCAAUGGCAGUCUGCAACAUGGCCUUAGAUGCGCUGCCAGACCCAGUACUUAACUGGCAGGCAUAUUGCAUGCGCGCCAAGAUGCUAAUUAAACUGUAUUUGCGUGACUUGGAACGUGUAAAGAUGGGCCUGGGAGGAAUGCCAGACCAGAGAAAUCUCUCUGAUGCCAAAGCUGAUCUUGAGAAUGUCAUGAGGGUACAUCCAUGUCUGAAGACUUACCUUGACCUUGGCCAGGUACAUUAUUACAUGGGAGUAGAUGCUAUGCAGGAACUUUUACUUGUGGAUGAAAAUGCCCUGAACAAUGCCCUUGUGUUCUUUGCUAAAGCAAUGGAAUUAGACCUGGGGAAUGUCUUACCUGAAAUCCAGCUGCUGAGGGGAAAAUGCCUUCGGAUAAAAAACGAAGAGCUGAAUGCCAUUGACUGCUUCAAGCAGGCAAUAGAGCUGGAUGAUGCGGGUUCUGUCUGCACGGAGAGCUUCCGUUGCUUAAUGGAAAUGCUGCUUACCUUGUUCAGUCAGAAGAGGAUAAAUAUGGAGAUGCUGAUGAAGGAAGUCGAGCUGUGGGUGAAGAAGGCUGAGGAGAAAUAUCCCAAACAGCGAGUGCAACAGGAACUUAGGCUGGUGUGUCGUCAUCACACAGCUGAGGUGCUUGAACUCUCCAAAGCCAUGGUGGCCAGAGGGAAGACUGAGCUGGUGAAGUUGCUCUUUGAGACCAUGAAGUGUGACUUUAACAAAGGCAGACUGAACGAACGCUCACUCUCUUUUUGAAAUACAGUCGCUGAUUUCUUAGCCACAUUGCAUAAUAACAAAUGUUUUCACCAACUUGGCACUGUAGGGAAAUUCAGUUCUUCCCACGGUUUGGGCAAAGAGACUAUGAUGUGAUACUUUUUGCAGCACCCACCAAUUAUUAGUCUGUAAACACAUGGAGGAGCUGAUGAAUAUGGGUUGUUGAUAUUCAAAAAAUGCUGUUGUAAUAAUUCAUACACAAAUGUGGAUCCUUAAUAUUUUUUCUAAAGAAAAACAUUAAACAAGCUCCAAAAGCUCAAAAUGUUUACACUAGGUACUGUAUGUAUGUAUGCAUGGCACACAGAAGCGAGUCAACAGGAGAGGAGGAAAUAAAACACAACUUACCUGCUUCCCAGAAGAAAUUGAAGGUUAAGUGAUUUACGGCAAUACUCUGGUAAUACUGUAAGGUAUAUCAUUUGUUCUCACAUCCCUCUAUUCACUUCUUCAUCUGAGUAGUUGACCACCAACCACCAAAAUGAAAUGUGGCCAGAUACCAAUGCUAAUCUCCUCAUGUCCUUGUUCAGGGUAUAUAAAUUCACUGAAUUGGAGC
Rhineura floridana is the source of this 2480-nucleotide messenger RNA. Its product is annotated as tetratricopeptide repeat protein 22-like. The coding region runs from base 218 to 1912 and encodes 564 amino acids. Lineage: Eukaryota; Metazoa; Chordata; Lepidosauria; Squamata; Rhineuridae. The transcript has 7 exons. The record is from RefSeq and is a predicted model, not a curated record. Gene Ontology annotation, molecular function: protein binding.